AUGGUGAAGUAUUCCCCGAUGGCGGCGUUCUUCUGCUGGGGGAGGGAGAAGGAUAGCGUCGUCUCUCAGCUGGAGGGCGUCCUCCUCAUCUCGAAGGGGGUCUUUCAGUACUUCAUGCUUGUGGCCUUGGAAGCCGGCGGCCCGCUCAGGGGCGCCGUCCUCCUCGCGGCGGCGCCCCUACUAGCUCUGUUGGAGGUCCUCGGCUGGGAGAAGACGGCUCUUCGCGUCAUGAUCUUCGUCUCCACGGCGGGGCUGCGGGUGGCCGAAGUGAAGGCGGUGGCGAAGGCCACCCUUCCGAGGUUCUUCCUCCAGGACACGGCAGAGAAAGUUUAUGGGAUGUUCGCCGCCUGCGGGGGGAAGAGGUACGUCGUCACCUCCAUGCCCCGGAUCAUGGUGGAGCCCUUCAUCGUCGAAUAUCUAGACGGAGCCGGGGUUGUGGGCGCGGAGCUGACGACGUUCCGAGGUCGCUGCUUGGGUGUAGCGGCGCCGCCUGGGUCCGACGCCCUCAAGGCUGUGUCUGGCGUCUGCGGAGACCUCGACGUUGGUCUCGCUGAAGGGCCACAUCGUUCUUUCCUGAACUUCUGCAGGGUCUGCCCCCCUGUCUCCCUCUCUCUCUCUCUCUCUCUCGCUUUCUCUCUCUCUUCUCUCUAAACUCUUUCUAUGUGGACCAGAGCUUAGUCUGCUGACUUUGUAGGAAGCCUACUACGUCCCACCGGAAGGGGAAGCCUCAGUCUUGCCGCGGAAGAGCUACCCGAAGCCUCUGAUCUUCCACGACGGACGGCUCGUGGCACCUCCAAGCCCGAUCAAUGCCUUGGCCUUGAUGUUGUGGUUACCAGCGGGCAUACUCCUGGCUGCCACCCGCGCCGUCUACAUUCUGAUGCUCCCCCUCAGCUUGCAACCGGCGUUAGGGGCGGCGCUGGGAGUGCGCAUCCGCGCGAAGGUUGCUCCCACGGCGGUGACUCCUGGCUCCGGGAAGAGGAAGACGGGGACGGUCUACGCCUGCUCGCAUAGGACUCUGCUCGACCCCGUCUUCGCCAGCGUCAUCCUCCAGCGGAAGGUUGCGGCGGUGACUUACAGCCUCAGCGCCUUGUCGGAGAUUCUCGCUCCGAUCCCCACCAUGCGUCUGACGCGAGACCGGGAGCGCGAUGGGGAGAUGAUGCGGAGGCUGCUGGAGACCGGCGACCUGAUGGUCUGCCCCGAAGGGACAACCUGCCGGGAGCCGUACCUGCUCCGGUUUAGCUCCCUCUUCGCAGAGAUCACCGUCGGGAUCGUACCGCUGGCCGUCGCGGCGGGGGGUGAAAUGUUCUACGGGACGACGGUGAGGGGUCAUAAGUGUUUCGACGCCUUCUUCUUCCUCAUGAACCCGCGGCCGUGGUACCGGCUGGAGUUCCUCGACAGGGUCUCCGGGGACGGUGGAACGAGCAAUGAUGUCGCCAACCGCGUGCAGCGGGAGAUCGCCAGAGUCCUCAGCUUUGAAUGCACCAACUUCACGAGACGGGACAAGUAUUGGAUAAUUGCUGGGACCGAUGGCCUAGUUGAGUCUAAGAAAUAA
Spirodela intermedia is the source of this 1552-nucleotide messenger RNA. The record is from the annotation of a GenBank genome assembly. NCBI's taxonomy places the organism in Eukaryota, Viridiplantae, Streptophyta, Magnoliopsida, Alismatales, Araceae.